Molecule: messenger RNA, 1881 nt
Organism: Vombatus ursinus (common wombat)
Lineage: Eukaryota; Metazoa; Chordata; Mammalia; Diprotodontia; Vombatidae
Gene: ATP6V1E1
Product: ATPase H+ transporting V1 subunit E1
Exons: 9
Coding region: 95-775 (226 amino acids)
Biological process (GO): proton transmembrane transport
Cellular component (GO): proton-transporting two-sector ATPase complex, catalytic domain
Molecular function (GO): proton-transporting ATPase activity, rotational mechanism
Source: RefSeq, a predicted model, not a curated record
UGAAGAAAAACCGGAGCGCCCCGCCUCCACGGUUGUUUUAUCUUCUGCUGUGCACCGAGGCUGACAGCUCCGUGUAGGAGCAGCUGCUGUCACCAUGGCUCUUAGCGACGCCGACGUCCAAAAGCAGAUCAAACACAUGAUGGCUUUCAUUGAACAGGAAGCAAAUGAGAAGGCUGAAGAAAUAGACGCAAAGGCAGAAGAAGAGUUCAACAUUGAGAAAGGUCGUCUUGUGCAAACGCAGAGACUGAAGAUAAUGGAGUAUUAUGAGAAGAAGGAGAAACAAAUUGAGCAGCAAAAGAAAAUUCAGAUGUCCAACUUGAUGAAUCAGGCAAGAUUGAAAGUCCUCAGAGCCAGAGACGACCUUAUUACAGACUUAUUAACUGAAGCGAAGCAGAGACUCUCCAAGGUAGUAAAAGACACCACCAGAUAUCAGGUGCUUUUGGAUGGUCUGGUCCUUCAGGGUUUAUACCAAUUGCUGGAGCCACGCAUGAUUGUCCGUUGCAAGAAAGAGGAUCUCCCUCUGGUCAAGGCUGCAGUGCAAAAAGCAAUCCCUAUGUACAAGAUUGCAACCACAAAAGAUGUUGAGGUCCAAGUUGAUCAGGAGGCCUAUCUGCCAGAGGAAAUAGCGGGAGGUGUUGAAGUUUAUAAUGGGGAUCGUAAAAUAAAAGUUUCUAAUACCCUCGAAAGUAGAUUGGAUCUUAUAGCCCAACAGAUGAUGCCAGAAGUCCGUGGGGCCUUGUUUGGUGCUAAUGCCAACAGGAAAUUUUUGGACUAAGCCUCUGAUGAGGUGGGAUCCAUUCCAUCUGCUGUAUUGAUGAGUUAUGUGUCUAAAACUGAAGAAACAACUAUCAAUGUUCCUCCUUUCUGAUGCUCUGACAUUGUCUUAUGUUCUUAAGUGGAGUAGCCUUUGUAUAGAAUACCAUUAGCCUAAAUGUUAACUUUGGGAGAGAAUUUAUGGACUUAAAUUGUCAACAAGUAACCUAGUUCGUCUAGACGUGACUAAAUUCUGAUCUCUACAUUCUGGGGACAAGGGGAUUACAUAUCAGUUGCAUGGUUUUCACUGAGAAUCCUUCUGUGAUCUGCCUUAGGUUGGAGGGAGCUGUGUAUGUGAGGUAUCUUAUAGCCUCUUUGUAUUGUAUUUCUAUAGGUUACUUUAAUACACAUAAGGAGCAUGCAUUCACUCCAGCAUUAAUAGUAUUACCCCUGUUAACUAUUUGGGCUUAGAGGCUUUCCUCAGUUGUAUCUGUGAUUCAAAAACCCAAGCUAUGAAUAUGCUUUAUUUAUUAAAAUAAAAAAUAUGUGGAUCAAACUAUAAUAAUCUCUUAUUCAGGACAUUCACAGAUUUGAGAGUUAGGUGAGUUGAGGGUGUUAUUUAAGAAAGAAUAGCCUACCUACUUUGGAGCAUUUACUUCACAAAUUACUACAUUUCCUGUUAACCUUUAUUUUUUUUAAAGUCUGUACCAGAUCUGUGAUUACUGUCUGAUCUCAUAUGCUAUAGUAAUGUGGUACAUCCUAUUUAGAAUUCUAAGACAUUUGAUAGGAAAAUACUUUUAUUCAUUUAGGCUAAAAUUGUGAGUUAUGGUGGAUUUGCAGUCACGAGCAUGUUACCACCAUCCUCUACAAUCUUUCUCCUGCUACAGUAGUCUUGGGAUGUGUGGGAAAGACUUGGCUUUUGUGUUCCUUUCUUCUUGGGAAAUGAAAACAUUUGUAAGCUCAUUUUUUUCUUAUAGUGUACUUAGGGAAUUCUGAACAAUUAUGACUAAAGCAAGGCUAAAUGACUUCUCCAAGAUCUAUCUUAUUGAUAGCAGAAGAACUGAAAACCCAAUACAGUGCUCAUUCAUUGAUAAAAAGUAAUUAAUGAUAAAAAGAAACUGGUAACAA